UGUUUGAAAGUGAGCAAAUAAAGGAAGGGUUUUUGAACAAUUGAUAAGGGAGAAGUUCUCACAUGAACCAUCUGGAAAAAAAAUAAAAUAAAACAUUCUUUUUUAGAUCAUCUCUCACCACUUUCAAGGUUUCAACUUUACUCUCUUUUUUUUUUUCCUCUCUAACAAAAACAUAAAACAAAUAACAAAACCCUUCAAAAUUUUCCCACUUUAAUUAAUUUUUUCUUCACUUCCCAUGGAUACUGCUCAAUGGCCACAGGAGAUUGUGGUGAAACCAAUUGAAGAAAUUGUGACAAACACAUGCCCAAAACCAAGUGUUUCAAUUUUAGAGAGGAAAAUUAGACCUCAAAAGGAACAAGCUUUGAAUUGUCCAAGGUGUAAUUCAACCAAUACCAAGUUUUGUUAUUACAAUAAUUAUAGCCUUACACAACCAAGAUACUUUUGCAAAACUUGUAGAAGGUAUUGGACUGAAGGUGGAUCCUUAAGAAAUAUUCCUGUUGGUGGAGGCUCAAGGAAGAACAAGAGACCUUCUUCUUCUUCAUCUACAUCUACAUCUCCCACACCUUCUUCAUCUCAUCAACCUAUUCCCAAGAAAAUUCUUGAUCUCCCUCAAAACCCUAAACCCACCCAAGAUCUCAACUUGUUCUUCCCACCCUCAAACCAUCAAGAUCAUCAUCAUUUCACCACCAAUAACCUCUCCGAAAUCGUUGUCGUCGGUGGUAAACCUACAAUUGCCAGUUCCUCAUCGGCCUCUGCUGUGUCGUCGUCGCCACCGGCCCCAUCGCAUCAGCCUUCGGCAAUGGAGCUUCUCACCGGAAUGACGAGUAGCAACAACAACAACUCUAGGGGUUUGAAUUGUUUCGUUUCAAUGCCGCCUGUUGUCGUCCCCGAUCCUGGCUCCGUUUACACGGUAGGGUUUCCUGAUCUCCAUGAUCAGUUCAAGCCAAGCCUUGGAUUCUCUCUCGAUGGCUACGGCAUCGUCCAGACGGAGGCGAGCAAUGGCGGGGGGAGGCUCAUGCAGCUGCCAUUUGAGGAUUUGAAGCAAGGGUCUAAUGGAGUUGAACAAGGCAAAGAGCAAGGAGAUCAUAAUUCAAAUGGGUAUUGGAGUGGAAUGUUGGAUGGAGGAUCAUGGUAAAUUCUAGGGCUGAAUCAUAUCAUUAUUCACAUUUUGGAUCUUUCAACCUCUUUUAUUCUUGUCUCCAAAGUGGUUUUCUUCCUCAAUUUCAGUCAUUAAACUGAUUUUUUUUCAACCCAUCUUUUAUCUCUAUUUUUGGUUAAGAUUCAUUGACGAAAUGAUGAACUUGAAAAACAUAUAAUCAGUUCAAUGACUGAAUUAUUGAUGAAAAAAACAAUUUAGAAACAAGAACCAAAUUCUAUAGCUAGCUAGUACAACACUUAGAACCUUGUUUAUUUUGAACCCUAGUUUAUUAGAUCAAUAUAACUUUUCAAAUUUGACUAAUUUUCUCCCUUUGUAUUAGGUGACUUUGCUUUGAAAUCCUUUUUACAUUACUAAUGGACAUAGUUUAUUAGAUCAA
Molecule: messenger RNA, 1535 nt
Organism: Benincasa hispida (wax gourd)
Lineage: Eukaryota; Viridiplantae; Streptophyta; Magnoliopsida; Cucurbitales; Cucurbitaceae
Product: dof zinc finger protein DOF1.8-like
Biological process (GO): regulation of DNA-templated transcription
Molecular function (GO): DNA-binding transcription factor activity; DNA binding
Source: RefSeq, a predicted model, not a curated record